ACGGUUGUGUUUUCGUAUCUCAACUGAAUAUUUCAGUAGUUUCAGUAACAAUGUCUUCAGUUCAGCAUCUGAGAGAGUUUAUCAGAGAGCGACUAACUGCUGCUGCUGAAGAAAUCUUCUCAGAGGUUGAGAAAACCAUCGUCCGCUACGAGGAGGACGUCAGACUGCUGGGAACCUGCUGGAAACCCCAGAUAAAACUCUCCAGAAUCGACGUUCCAACGCAACAUGUUGAUAACGAAGAGGAAGCUCUCGCUGACCACCAGCUCUGUAAUCAGCUGAUGAUCUUGAAUGAAGACCAAGAGCAACCAGAGCCUCCACAAGAUGAUGAGAACAUCAAGGAACCGAAACAUUCACAGCUUAAAGUGGAACAGGAGGAACCAGGACCUGAACACAUUAAAGAGGAACAGGAGGAAGUCUGGAGCAGUCAGGAGGAAGAGCACCUUGCCCUGCAGAUGGAGAUUGUGAAUUUCACUGAGACUCAGACUCUUCAACAAACUGACUUCAGUAAAGAAGAGCCAAACAUUGAGCACCUUGACUCUAACAAACUUUCUGUUGUGGAGAACAUGGAUCAAGCUGAAAUCUAUGGUCCUGUGUCACAGAGUGAGUCUGAAACUGUUACAGAUGCAUGUUUCCAGUGUGAUGUUUGUGGACGAGUCUUUAAAUAUAAGUAUAAUUUCCAGCGACAUCACAGAGUCCACUCAGGCGAGAAGCCUUUUCGUUGUAAAAUGUGUGGAAAAGUCUUUGCUCAAACGUCUCAUUUGAAAGAACACAUGACGACUCAUACAGGUGAGAGGCCUUUCUCCUGUGAAACCUGUGGGAAAGGUUUUAGCAGAAGGUUUAAUCUAAAAGUUCACAGAAAGAUCCACACAGAUGAGAGGCCUUUCUCCUGUGAAACUUGUGGGAAAAGGUUUCGUGAGAGAUGGUAUGUGAAAUUCCACAGGCGAACCCACACAGGGGAGAAGCCAUUUUCAUGUGACACAUGUGAUAAAAGUUUUUAUACGGUCAGUCAACUGAAUGUGCACAGGAAAACCCACAGAGGUCGGAGGCAAUUUUCAUGUGCAACAUGUGGAAUAAGCUUCACUAGAUUGAAAUGUUUAACUGCCCACACGAGAGUCCACGGAGGAAGAGGCAAUAUCCACAUGGGCCGUGCAGGUAAGGUUGCAGAGAUGAGCGUUUUUUAAAUCCACACAGGCACUGAGUGAAACAUGUAAAGGUUUUUAAGUUCAUGGAUUAGUAUACAGCAUUUUUGGCAUCUUGUGAUGAUCACUGGUGAAAAAUGUUCUUGGUGGGGCUGAUGUAACAAUACAUUUCUCUACCUCCUCCAAUACAUGAAAUGAAAUCAACAGGAGACGAUGAAAACCACUGAACAGCAUCCCUUUACCGUCAUGCCCGCGCAAUGCCAGUUCAAAAGCACCACAACAUCUAAUACAGUCAAAGAGUUUAGAUAAAAUAUGACAAUUCUUAUCAACCUCUUCAUUGUGCCGUCUUACCAUCAUCCAGCUGCGCCGCUGUGCUAAUCUUUCCGAGCACAGCUAGCAUGACAAAGUUUUCCAUGAACUCUUGAUUGUUCAUGCUUCUUAAUGUGUUCAGAGAGAUGCUUCUAGUUGGUUUAACUGUGUCCACGUUAAAUCACAUUUGGCAGAAAACAAAAGUGCAUUCCACAGCCGGUCCACCACGACUUUCUCUUGAACCAACUCUUGCUAAAAACUCCGGUUGUAGACUUUAUUUUUCCCCUUGGUCUGCUGGUUGAUGAUAAUGUUGGGCUUGUCUGGUCCCAGUUCCUUAACCCGGAUUUUGUUCUCCACUGUCCUUCAUGUGAACGGGGAGAUAAAUAAGGAUCCGUCUGAAUUCAGUGGAAGCUGCACCUCGCUCGUUAAGUUCGCCAUCAUCCCUCUGAUUGACUGCGACCCACAAGCGUUUUGUUUUAGGGGCGAUAUUUUCAGUUCCCCAAAGCCAUGAAAUUCUGCGACACUGAUUGGUCUUAUUUUCAUUCAUUUGCCCUCGCAGCUGCACACGAUUGGCUGCAUUACUCUGAACAGUGCUCCAUGAUAGAAACAUACAAGUCUGUCUGUGGGAUUUCACUGGUGAAAAAGCCCCAGCGCCCCCUAGGGGCCGUCCCGUCACUGCCUAUGAUGAUGAUUUUUAGGUUUUAAAUAGUUGUACACAAACGAAUGAGGAGUUGCUCAUUUUCCUUAUUUAAUCAUUUUUAUGUUACUGUGUUGUUUGCUAUAUUUGUACAUUACCUUUAGAAAUGUGCAGUGUAUAUUUACUUUCUAGAUUAUAAAAACGAUUCGUUGUGUGUUUGUGGGUUUCACUAUGAAAAAAUAAACUUUUUUCCAACUCGGA
Girardinichthys multiradiatus is the source of this 2346-nucleotide messenger RNA. RefSeq names its product zinc finger protein 182-like. Lineage: Eukaryota; Metazoa; Chordata; Actinopteri; Cyprinodontiformes; Goodeidae. The transcript is spliced from 2 exons. The record is from RefSeq and is a predicted model, not a curated record. Bases 51 to 1181 code for a protein of 376 amino acids. Gene Ontology annotation, cellular component: nucleus.